UACAGUUAUGGAGGAGAGGGUGACCUUCAUCGACAUUACGACAGCUGUAAGAAGAAUCCAGGUCACAAGAACUUUAUACCUGUAGACAAGUUCAGUGUAGAAGAUCUCCCCGAGGAUUAUCGGGACAAAAAUGUUGUGAAUUAUAUCCGAGCAGUAUCAGACCUGACAGUUCGUGUGACAGUCAACUAUGUCAGUGACAAGAGACCAGCGACUGCUCCUGGUAGUCAAAAGCCUUAUCCAUAUUACAAUGUCAGAGGUCAGCGGAAGAUGACAGCGGGGACAGGGUGGGUGAGCGGUGUUUUGAUAUCCAGAAACGCUUUGAGAGGUCUGUGUCAAUGUAAAGAUUGUCUGAAUUCUUCUACACCGGAAGAGAACUAUGCCAUAAUUAGCAUAGACACAGCAGCCCACGUGGUCUUUGACGACCUUGAGGGAGAACAUACCAUAUGCGACUUGUUCUUUGAUAGAGGAGAUAACCCAUACACCAACAGCAGCGUAGUCGCAUUGACUGGGGUCUCCGGCGUGCAAACCAGAGUUGUUGAAGACUUUUGUUACAGGGAACAUUACACUCAUGACAUGGAUCUGGCACAAAGACUUCAGGAGAUAAUGUAUCACAACUUUCAAGAAAAGGGACAUUUCUACUGUGAAAUGCUUUCGUUAUUUAAAGUCACACAGAGACGGGAUAUUCUACUCAAGCCGACAUUGUUGUUUCUAGUGUCGCACCCUCAUGGAUGUAGCAAAAAGGUCAGUCUGGGUCGCGCCACAAGAGUAAACGUUUUUAACGAUCGCAUCGUUUCAGUUUUAUACAACACGGCUUCAUGUCCGGGAUCUAGUGGUGCUCACGUAGGUAUGUUACAAAUGGAUGAAGACGUAAAGGGAAUUUCUGAAUAUAAACCUGAAAGGAGAGUUCAUCGUGGAUUCUAUGAUGUGCGACGUGGAAUCAACUUUUGUUAUGAAAAUACAGGUUAG
Candidula unifasciata is the source of this 966-nucleotide messenger RNA. The record is from the annotation of a GenBank genome assembly. Lineage: Eukaryota; Metazoa; Mollusca; Gastropoda; Stylommatophora; Geomitridae.